GCCCGGCCCGGCCCAACGCAGCGCAGCCCAGCGACCGGCGGCUCUCGGGGCGUCGCCUGGCUCCGGCGGCCUGGGCACCGCGGGGAGCGUGAAUGAGAGUUUGCUCCGAUUUACGAGCAGGAGACUCCAACCGUCAUGUUAAGGUAAAGCAGAAAAGUGCAGUGCUGAACAUGCUAAAGAAGUUGGACAAAAUAAGGUUCAGAGGUCACAAGAGAGAUGAGUUCCUUGAUUUAGCAGAGUCUCCAAAUGCUUCAGACACUGAAUGUGGAGAUGAAAUCCCGGUGAAAAUACCUCGAACGUCAACUCGAGACAAUGAAGAGCUGAGAGACCCUGCUGGUCCAGGGACCAUCGUCAUGGCUUCAGGAAUCCAAGAUUUUAACAGAACGGAGUCUGACAGACUGAAUGAGAUCAAAGGUCACCUGGAAAUAGCCUUACUGGAAAAACACUUUUUACAGGAGGAGCUCAGGAAGCUGAGAGAAGAAACAAAUGCUGAAACGUUAAGGCAGGAACUAGAAAAGGAACGGCAGAGGAGAUUAGAACUAGAACAAAAAGUCAAUGAAGUACUUAAAGCAAGGACGGAAGAGGUGCCUGCAGCUCAGCAACCUGCAAAGCCACAGACACAGGCCAAUGGAACAGAUAAGCGGAGUCACACAGUCUGUUCGAGACUCCAGAAGUGGUUUUGUGACAAAUUUGGGGAGUAUGUUGAGGACUUCAGAUUUCAGCCAGAAGAGAAUACAGUGGAAACAGAAGAGCCACUUAGUGCUAGAAGGUUGACUGAAAAUAUGAGAAGAUUAAAGAGAGGUGCCAAACCUGUUACUAAUUUUGUGAAGAAUCUUUCUGCCUUAUCAGACUGGUAUUCUAUCUACACUUCUGCUAUUGCCUUUAUUAUUUACAUGAAUGCUGUAUGGCAUGGCUGGGCCAUUCCUAUGUUCUUAUUUUUAGCAAUUUUGAGGUUGUCCCUAAAUUACCUCAUAGCCAGGGGUUGGAGAAUACAGUGGAGCAUUGUGCCUGAAGUUUCUGAACCCAUGGAACCCCCAAAAGAGGACCUGACGGUGUCUGAAAAGUUUCAGCUUGUUCUAGACGUGGCUCAGAAGGCGCAGAACCUUUUCGGCAAGAUGGCAGACAUACUGGAAAAAAUUAAAAACUUGUUCAUGUGGGUCCAGCCAGAAAUAACACAGAAGCUCUAUGUUACUCUGUGGGCAGCUUUUAUUGCAUCCUGCUUUUUGCCCUACAGGAUUAUUGGGCUUGCAAUGGGACUCUAUGCUGGAAUCAAGUUUUUCCUUAUUGAUUUUAUCUUCAAACGAUGCCCCAGACUAAGAGCUAAGUAUGAUACUCCUUAUAUCAUCUGGACAAGUCUCCCUACAGAUCCUCAGCUCAAAGAAAGAUCUAAUGCUACAGUGUCGAGACGGCUUCAAACAGCAGCAUCCAGAAGUUAUGUGGGCUCAAGCGCCCCAACUGGAAUAAGCAAAGAUGAAGACACAAGUCGUUUUCAUACCACCAAGAGGGGGAAUUUCCAUGAAGUUUUUAACCUGUCGGAAAAUGAGCGUCCUUUGGCAGUGUGUGAAAAUGGCUGGCGCUGUUGCUUGAUUAACAGAGAUAGGAAGAUGCCUACAGACUACAUCAGGAAUGGAGUUCUUUAUGUCACAGAAAAUUACUUGUGCUUUGAAAGCUCCAAAUCCGGCUCAUCUAAAAGAAAUAAAGUUAUAAAGCUAACGGAUAUAACAGAUAUUCAGAAGUAUAAAGUGCUCUCUGUUCUCCCGGGGUCAGGGAUGGGUAUUGCUGUAUCAACACCAUCUACGCAAAAACCUUUGGUGUUUGGUGCCAUGGUACACAGAGAUGAAGCUUUUGAGACAAUUUUCAACCAAUAUGUGAAAAUAACCUCUGCAUCAUCAAGCAGUGAGAGCUAGUAGCUUAUCUUAGAAGAUCUAAAGGAAAUUUUCUUAUUUUACAACUUGGUAGUGAAAAAAAUGAACAUCCUCAUCUAUUUUGCAAUAAUUUUUCUUGUCUGGUGGUUUAUAUUCUAUCUGUUACAUAAAUCAAGUGUAUUUUAUAUAUGCCUUCAUGUUUGUUUUUAAGGUUUUUGUAAAAAAAAAAAAGAAAAAAAACAACCAAAAAACAAAACGAAACAAAACAGUGAAAGUGCUAUCAUCACUAUUAGCCUUGCACAUUAAGCACUUUUAAUGUUUAUUUACUGACAUUAAAAGCUGGGAAGAUACUUGGAGAACUGACUAAAUAACGAAGUUAAACAGAUUGAUCCCUUUAACUCCACUGAUAUCACUAGGGAUACAUUUGUCCCUUUGUUUUUGUUAUUUUUCCCCGAGAUGUGAGAAUGACGAUUGCAGCAGCCUGAAGUCCCUUUCUUCAGCUCAGAGUUUUUAAUUGGGUUCUUUAUUAAAACUGAUAGCAACACCAAGGAAGUAUUAUCAUCUUAGUAUUUCCAUAUUUAUAACUGCACUUAAAAUAACUCCUUGCUAAUUCUUGCAUUGGAGAAGGAUAUUUUACUGGUUUGGUUAGGUUCAAUUUUUCCUGCAUAGAUGUUUAAAUUGCUUGUACAGUGAAUUGGAGGAGAAAGUUUGUUACUAUAUCUUCCUUUCCUGAUUAACCAAAGUAAGAGGAAGGAAGGCAGGCAGAUACUUUUUAUAAAAGAGGGCACCAAAAUGUUGUUCCUAAAAUGUUAGGCAUCGUGUAUUUGUAUUUCUGUAGAUACUUGUCAUAGAAGGGCUCAACUAUUGUACAUGUUGUAUGUACAAGGUGUUUGUAUGUUAAUGCAUUAAAGAAUUGCAGGCUUUUUGUGUUGGGGGAGGUAGGAAUAAUUAAACUAAACUGAGACAUGACUUUUUUUUUUUUAAUUUGGCUUUUCUCUUGAGUUACCUUGUAAUAAAAUAACACUAUAAUAUAGCA
Messenger RNA from Gymnogyps californianus (California condor), 2901 nucleotides. It is a transcript of the gene GRAMD4, whose product is annotated as GRAM domain containing 4. Gene Ontology annotation, biological process: negative regulation of toll-like receptor 9 signaling pathway; apoptotic process. The record is from RefSeq and is a predicted model, not a curated record. The transcript has 19 exons. Bases 93 to 1907 code for a protein of 604 amino acids. NCBI's taxonomy places the organism in Eukaryota, Metazoa, Chordata, Aves, Accipitriformes, Cathartidae.